AUGCACGUCAAACACAUUGCCACCUCUACUGUGGCCCUCGUGCCAUGGGAUCCACUCUCCCCUGAACACAUCGACCGUCUCACCCAGCAGCGCAUUGACUGUGGUUGGCAUAUUGACAAACCCUCCGGGGCAUGGAAGGAGGCCCAACAGGGAGGGAUCAAAUGUAUUUACUGGCUGCAAAGCGAUCCUCUUUUAGACACCUGUACUACGCUCCGGGGCCUCACUCUACAGCCGUCAGGAAACGAGUUCUUCCCGAUCGGCCAUAUUGCAUUGGAUAUUUCAUAUCAUGAAGCCGAUGGUUUCAACCUUGACUUGCCUGAGGACUCAACACUAUGGAUCAAAAGUCUUUUCAUUUCAAAGGCUCUGCGGUCCAGCGGCAUCGGUAGAGCAGCCAUGGAUAAACUAGAAGGCAUGGCUACGUCACCGCCGCUAUCUGCCACAACGCUCAUGCUGGACACUCUGCUCAAAGACGAUCAGAUCAAAUUUCAAAAUCCAAAGGUUGCCAACCAGGAUUGGUAUGCAAGGAGAGGGUAUCGCCUCGUACAUACUGAGCCAGGAUUUUAUGAAGAUGAGAAACAGUUCCAGGGUGCUAUUCCUCGUACUGUGUUCAUGCGCAAAGACCUGUAA
Molecule: messenger RNA, 627 nt
Organism: Verticillium alfalfae VaMs.102
Lineage: Eukaryota; Fungi; Ascomycota; Sordariomycetes; Glomerellales; Plectosphaerellaceae
Exons: 3
Coding region: 1-627 (208 amino acids)
Molecular function (GO): acyltransferase activity, transferring groups other than amino-acyl groups
Source: RefSeq, a predicted model, not a curated record